UGUUCUACUAAAAGAUGUUAUAAAACACACGCACACACACACACGGGUCACAUACACUAACCUUUAAAUUAGGCAGACAGGAAAUAGCGCGGUAAAUUUAGCAGGAUGUUCUCAGGCAAUAUGCCCAUGAUGCAGCACACUCGAAGGGGCACUGGACCCGCGAGUGAGGAGCAACGCAGUAUUAUAUCCGAUUCUCAGAAUGGCUCAAUCAGAUCAUCUCAAUGCAAAAUGCAAUUCCUAUCUCGUACUUGGAUGCUCCUGCUGGACUACAAACAAUACAAAGCAGCCCGAGUUAUCCAACAAAACUGGCGGAAGUUCUUCUACCGGAAAAUGUUCCAAGACAAAAGGAAGGCGGCCAUAACGAUUCAGCGUUGGUGGCGCGGAUUCUCGGCCAGAAACAAUCACUAUCGUUUUGUGGAGAAUCUGUUGCAGAAGCGGCUGGAGGAUCACUACCACAGAUCAGCCACUAAGAUCCAAGCUUUGUUCCGAGGUUGGUGGAGUCGCCACACGAUCCAUGACAACAGCAAGUUGCUCAGGUUGCAGGUCUGUGCUGCAGAGGAUCUCCUAAACUGCGUGGCCUUCAAAUUGCAUCACCUGCUGCGCACCUACGCAAUUCCCGGCGUCUAUUCGCUGAAGAACUCCAAUUGCUUGUCGCGCAUAGAGAAACUGCUGGCCAGCUUGCAUUUUCGGUUUCACAAUGGCAAAGAGAAGUUACAAAUUGCGAAAAAUCUGGCAGCUAGAAAAAAGGAUCGGCAAAUUUUUAAGAAAAGUGAUAGGAUAACCGAUAUUCCGUUCAAGGGAGCGCGAUAUUGGAGCCAGUGCAAGCCAAAGUGCGAGGCCGCCUUGAAAUUGUCCAAGGACAUUGACAAACGCAUGUUCCGUAUCAUUGAAAUGUACGAUGCUUCACAGAGGGAUGCGCAUGCGGCGUUGGUCCAAAAGAAAGCAGCGUACAAGAAGCAAAAGCAGCUUAUGACUAAUAUUAAGAAGUCGGCGGAGAGGAAUAAGCGCGAUUUUUGCGGCGAUGUCAUUGCCAGCAUGCGUCGCUGGAAAAUUCUAGUGGACAACAAUUUGAAUGUGGACAAGGACAUUUUUAGAAAUCCGGAAAAUCUAGAAAAAUUCCUCGCUGAAAUAUCGGAUUAUGGAAAUGAGUUCAAGAACUGCACCUGCUACUGCCGCAUUCCCGUACUAACCGAAAUCUAUUGCGGCUAAACAUUAACACUAUCCGUAAACCACUAUGAAAAUAAA
Drosophila takahashii is the source of this 1245-nucleotide messenger RNA. RefSeq lists its product as uncharacterized. The record is from RefSeq and is a predicted model, not a curated record. Gene Ontology annotation, biological process: mitotic cell cycle; establishment of meiotic spindle localization; spindle organization. Gene Ontology annotation, molecular function: calmodulin binding. Gene Ontology annotation, cellular component: spindle pole. NCBI's taxonomy places the organism in Eukaryota, Metazoa, Arthropoda, Insecta, Diptera, Drosophilidae.